Epinephelus moara (kelp grouper) is the source of this 1585-nucleotide messenger RNA. RefSeq lists its product as uncharacterized. The coding region runs from base 1 to 783 and encodes 260 amino acids. The transcript has 9 exons. NCBI's taxonomy places the organism in Eukaryota, Metazoa, Chordata, Actinopteri, Perciformes, Serranidae. The record is from RefSeq and is a predicted model, not a curated record.
AUGGUGUCUGGAAAACAAGGGAUUCAGUCCAGAUUUGGUCCCUCAAACAGGAUCUUGGAGCUGGCGCAGCACAAAACCUCAAAAACAGUUUGGGCCACAACUCCUUGUGGGAAGCUGAGCUGGGGCAACCAGGAGCCAAUAUGGCCCGUCUCCGCCUCAGCGCUCGGAGCCGUUCCAAGUGCAAGAAUCCAAUACCUAGCCAGGCACAAAAGAGAUUUCUCAGCAAGGGAGGACCACCGGAGGAAAGAGGAGGAGGAGGAGGCGAGCUUCUCCAGGAAGACCCAACAUCCUUCCUCUAAGGCUUCCCAGUAUGAGCAGAUUGUCCGUUUGUCAACACCCAGAACCAGGAGCUCCCAGGAAGCAGGGUCCCACAUGCCUCCUCACACACCUCAGUGUGAGAAUAACUGUCCCAUUUGGCACGUUGAUCCCAGCGUGAAAGCUGCUGUGAUCACACCGCGACUGCUGCAGCUCUCCAACCCCAAACUGAACCAUCCAGAUUUCCAGAGCAACAGAGAGAGCGUUGAAUCCGUGGUCUCCUUUGCUUCCAAGACGGCUCGAAUCUCUCAGCGACUGGUCCAGCUGUCACUGCCCAGACUGAAGCAGAGCAGCAUCUGCCUGGAGCUCGGACACCCGGUGGAAUCAAUCUGGACUGUUUCAAAGGCGGCGAGGAGAGCCACAGCGAGUGUUCGUGUUGAAAUGCUCGCAACACCAAAACAGCUUUCCAAGGACUACAUCCCUCCACGAGAACCAGAGUGGAGCCGGAGAGACGUCCUGUUUUUCUGAACUUCCAUCAACAUCACAACCAAGCAUCACAGGAGCGCAGUGGCUCGGAGCAGUUGGGCUGAGUGCUCCUGGGGAAUAAAAGCUCUCCAGUUGGACUCACCUCUUUCCACUCACCUCCUCCGGCGUCGGCACACUUUGGCCUUUGUUUGGUUUUCAUUUGCUUUCACUUUACAAAAUCUUACACUUCACCCUGUUCACUCACAUCUACAUCACUGACUCACCUUUGUCACAACAAUAAUAAUAAAUUGACUCGUUCUUGGACAAGUGGACAUUCGAGGAACUGCAGUUUUUGGCACUUCCACAUUGGCUUUGUUUUUCACCCCUAGACACUGGUGCUUGGGUGGGAAUGAAAUGUGUAAAAAUUAUGUGCAGGCAAAAUGAAAACAACACCAGUGCAAAGCGAUGUGGAUUUUUUGUUAUGGUGGACGCACGAUUUAAGUAUAAAGAGCAAGAAAGUUUGUGUAGGGCGAGCAGGUCAAACAAACAUGGACUUUAAACCAGUAGUCCCAUGUGUUUGUGUCCCAUGUGAAACCAAAAGUCAACCACGCAAAGGAAAAUUUUUGUCACUUGUGCCCAUACGUAGUUUUUUCAACCGAAACCCUGACAAAAUAUUUUUUGUUCUCUAAACUGUUUCCAAACAUUAAUGUUAAGGGCGGCAAUAGCUCUGCUGUAGCUGUUGCAUUCAGUUAGGACACUUUGUUAAUGUAAAUAAAACAAAAACAAAGAAAGUAAUCUCUUCCAGUAAUCUAUUUUCAAACACAGUAACUGUAUUCAGAUUAUCUGUUGGCGAGCAGUGAUGCAC